GUAACAUUGCGUGGGAGUCAAAGAGUGCUCAAAAGUGCGUUACGAAAUUCAUGAACGGCCCCGUCCCGGAAUGAGAGUAUAAAAGUGUAACCUUACGUAUCCAAUUGUACGAAGUAUUUGGUGCUAACUCGGCGCUUUGAUGUGACCUCAAGGGCGACGAUUCUACUGAGGUUCCUGCAUAAUGAGUUCACCAACAGCCAUGAAGCCCGAUAUGGAAGAGGAUGGUUUGGUUGCUCCCAUUGAGUCCCAGGUGGACGCUCCCCUCCUGCUUCUACCGUGGGAGCUGCUUGUGCGCAUUUGCCACGGGGUGUACGCCUGGGACCUGUUCCACCUCGGCCAAACAUGCCGUCGCCUGCGUCAAGUGACUCGCCACUGCGAUGCUUGGAAAUUCAUCACGUACCCCGACUAUCUGGAUACGACGAUGUCGAUGCCCGUGUACCAUCCACUCGACUCGAGAGAGCUGUGGGCCCUGCUGCACCGCGAUGACACGAUGCCCCUGCUGCGCGUCGCGCCCGCCUUGGACACCCUCAGGCUGCGCUUCCGCUGGCCGCCUGUAGAUUUCCUGCAGUACACGAAGCAGCAGGUCCGUGUCUUCGAGGUGGUGUGGCCAUCGCCGCGCUUCGAGGAGCCGCCCGAGCCAUGGAGACUGGCUCGCACUCUGCAGCACUACAAGGGCCAUCUGCAGGAGGUCCGGCUGGACCGCAUGUUGUACGGCUGCCUGCUCAAGGACAUUGAUGCCCUCGGAAUCAAGGAGCUGUACAUCGCGGACAAUUUGUGUAGGGUGUAUCCCGGCAGCACCAAGACCAUCACUCAACUCAAGUUUGACGGGGACCAGAUCGACGGCGACGCCCUGGCCGAGGUGCUGCUAGGCUGUCGUGAAACCUUGAUGUCGUUCAGGAUGUACGCCGCGUUUGUCCACAAAAACCCCUGGGCGCACGUUGAGGACGAAUCGGGAGUUAAGGUGUGCCAAGCGCUGAAGCAGUGCACCAACCUGGAGGUAGCCAAGAUCACCACAUGGGGCGAUGUGACCAUGCUCGGCUCCUUCCCCAAACUGCGCAAGCUGACCCUGUGUGACUUCGGGUGCGACGCUCCCGCCCUGAACUUCUUCAGGUCCUCGCCCGUGAUGGGUGGGCUGGAGUCUCUGUCCCUGCGCCUGGGCUUCUAUGCUCACCGCGGCGUGCUUCGGGCCGUGGCAGAGGGCUGCCGCAACCUCAGGCUGCUGCGCCUGAUCCCAGACCAGGCAGUGGAGUCGCGCGGCCUCAUGGCGUCAGUGGAUCUGCCGUCGGACCUUCACUUGAUCCUGGGCCGUCUAGUGGACCUGGACACGCUGGCCAUCUACGAGGCGCGCCUGCGCAGCACGGUGUUGGACGGACUGGCAGGCGGGGCGCUGCCUCUCUUGCGAAAGCUGCUUCUGCACGGCUGUGGGUUGACGCCGAAGGCUAGAUCCGCGUUGGACUCGUUGCGAGCCCGCCGCCCGGACCUGGCCGUGGUGGAGAAACACCCUCAGGUUGCGGUGCGCGAGAAGGACAACCACUGGUUGGCCUUCUCUGAGCGCUGCUACGCGGAUGCCUGCGACGUGGACUCGAACUCCGAGAACUCUGACUCCGCCUCAGACUCCGACGAUUCAGAAUCGGAGGACGAAGACCCCAUCCCGGGCGACCACGACUACGACACUGAGCUUGACACGGUCGAUCCGCACGCAGACGUGGAGCGUCUAAGCAGCUUUCUAGAUCCAUCGGACACGGAAUGCGAUGGUAACGACUGUGGUUCAUCCAGUUCCUCUGAUUAAAUUUACUACUCAUGCACUCUUAUAGAGUUUUGUGCCAUUAAGACAGAAAAAAUGUCUAGUUUGUUUUCGUUAUUUUUUUUUUCAAAUUGUUUUUUAUUUGUAGAAAUGGUUAUUUACUUAUGGCUGUUGACCGUUACUGUAGCAAUUAAGGUUUUUCCUAUUAAAACUGAAAAGGAAAAA
Molecule: messenger RNA, 1969 nt
Organism: Thrips palmi
Lineage: Eukaryota; Metazoa; Arthropoda; Insecta; Thysanoptera; Thripidae
Exons: 10
Coding region: 182-1789 (535 amino acids)
Molecular function (GO): protein binding
Source: RefSeq, a predicted model, not a curated record